UGUAUUUCAAUUUGGCUGUCCGGCACUUUUUAUAUUGUUUGAAUCUGAGGCGUGAUAAGGUUUCUCAACCAGGUACCGAAAUUCGAAAAGUCCGGCUUCGACUUCAGCACCUCGGAGAGCACAACUAAGACCCGCAUCCUUUUGCUCUCGCGAGAAUGUGGCAGCAUCCGUGAAACAUCUCGCGAGAGUCCAGUCGUGAACGCGCGCAGUGGGUGUUCCAGAAAUUGAGGAGCCAAGAAUUGGACCGAGAAACCUUGUGAAAAUCUGAAGACAGUCGCGGCUUUGCUGAUAGUCACAGGACAGCAGUCCAAAGGCGUACGUUUACUUGAGCAAAAAGAGUCAUUUAAAUCGCCGAAGCUGGGAAAAUGCAGUCCAGCAGAUAAAGCGCAUUCGCGAAAAUUAGGAGCAGCGAAGAGAGAACAAAAGAGUCUUGUCUACAUCGUAAAUAAGAGAGAGAGAGAUGGGAGACAAAGCCAACAACUUUCCACCAUUGCCAAGAUUUAUUCCCUUGAAGCCAUGUUUCUAUCAGGACUUUAACGAGGACAUUCCUGACCAGCACCGCACCAUGGCCAAGCGACUCUACUAUCUGUGGAUGCUGAAUAGCAUCACUCUGGCUGUCAAUCUGAUUGGCUGCCUGGCAUGGACAAUUGGCGGAGGUGGAUUUAUGAAUUUUGGCUUGGCAGUCGUCUGGCUCCUCCUCUUCACUCCUUGCUCGUAUGUGUGCUGGUUUCGGCCCAUUUACAAGGCCUUCAAGACGGAUAGUUCCUUUAACUUCAUGGCAUUUUUCUUCACUUUUAUUGCCCAGCUGGUGCUCAGCAUCAUCCAGGCUGUGGGGAUCCCUGGGUGGGGUGUCUGUGGCUGGGUGGCUACCAUCCUCUUCUUUGGCACUAACAUUGGCUCCGCCGUGGUCAUGCUGAUCCCGACUCUCAUGUUCACAGCUGUGGCAGUGCUUUCCUUCAUAGCACUCACAAAGGUGCACAGCUUUUACCGAGGCAGCGGUGGCAGUCUGAGCAAAGCACAGGAAGAGUGGACGACGGGGGCUUGGAAGAAUCCUCACGUCCAACAAGCUGCACAGAAUGCGGCAAUGGGCGCCGCCCAGGGUGCCAUGAUGCAGUCGGAGCCUCAGUACUCUGCCACUCCCAAUUACUCGUACGACAACCAGAUGUAGGGUCUGGCCAGUUUAGUAUCUGCACAGCGUGGAACGCAAGGCCCAACCCUUAAUCUACUGAAAACCUGCCUCUCAAAGAUCUACUGACAGCAUUGGUGUAAAACUUGGCCAGAUAUUAAAAACAAAAAAAAGCCUGCUUCACAUUUAGGCCUGUGAAACAUGAGUCUUCUUCGACACCUUUUGGGCCUGUUACUGGUUUGGAUGGCAUGCCCAAUUACGCAAGCAAAGAGUGAAGAUAAGAGCGGCGUCUUCAGAAGAGGCCAAGUGGCACCAAUGCGGCAUGUCAGCCAAGCGUCCAGGAACCUGAGUGCGAGCUCGGGCCGCGUUCUCGCUUACCUUAAAUGGAGCCUCUCAGGGCCAGGCUGGCGGGUUGGGUUUUCAGUAGGUUUUCGUUUGAUGUCUUCAUCCCAAGCUUCAUGCAGUAACCAUGCUGGCCAUUUUCUGUUUGGCUUCUUUUUUUUUUUUUUUCUUUCUUUCUUUUAAAUGAAAUCUCCUGAUAGUGAUGUGCAAUAGUGAUGACGUUCCUGGGACGAUGUCGUUGCUUUGAGUAAGUGUUAUUGUGCACAGGUGUCUGAGAAAAGUGCAUUGUUCUUUUGACUCAUUUUGCCCUAUCGUGAAAUGCUUUUAGGAUGUGAUAGAUGUCAACUGUGUCCAGUGUCCACCUCUGCUGUCACUUCCCCUAAUCGUGAUUACUUGUCUUAAGAGUCCAAAAGGAGCGCUUUCCAGCAGAUUUUAUUAUGCAAAGCCGUGUGACGGGACGCUUGGCACAAUCCCAGACCAAUAAAGGCACUAUUUCUCAUGGGACGUUGUCUUUGAAAUCUGAAAUAUAUGCAAAGUGAACAAUAUGCAGCUUCUCUGAGGAAGCAUGGGAGGAGUGUGCCAGGGUAGACUUCUGGAAGGGCUGCAUUCCACUUUGGGCAAAUAUGAAGAUAUGCUCAAGUAGUGGAAGAAACUGAACAACCCUGGAAGAAAACGCACAACAAAUGAAACGAGCUUGACACCUGGUGACGAGUGGGGAGCCUUGUGACAUCUGUGUCCGCGCAUAAGAUCCUUGAUCAUCCCAUAACUUCAUCCUUCAAGAACAAUCCCUCUAGUGUCAGCCCCAACUCUAUCACAUGGUGACCCAGGCUGGCCACCAUGCAGAAUCGGAUGAGUAGAUGACAGUAUGUGUAGGUCCUAUCAGAUUCCCUCCAUCCAGACCCCUCACCACACCGAAGGUUUAGUCUGAAUGUGAGAUCCUGCAACAUAAGUGACUUGACUCAAGCUGCCAGUAUUCAAGAGUCAAGAAUAUAAUCGUGCAUCCUAAGAUCAAGCAAAAAAGUCGAUUCCUGGUGCAAGAAACUCAGAAACAGGUGACAGGCAUUUGUCGAAGCAAUAAAACACAAAUCACACCAGGGGUUGGUUUGGUCAUUUAGCCAUCUUGUGUGGGCAGAUGGUGCAUUUGUCUGUAAUGUGACAUGAGAUGGCACCCUCCCAAAUAAAUCCAUGUUUAAACGGGCACCAAAUGGCAUCUGAGGGGAUGUGAAUGAUGGUUAUGAGGUUUGUAAUCUUCAGGUAAUAUUUGGCUGUGUUUGAGCAUGGCAUGACUUGUGCCCAUUGCCCAUGAAAUACUGCUUGGGCACAUUAGUGAAGGACUGCAAUCCACUACAGACAGUAGUCAUUUGGCACAAUGGUUUUUGUAGAUUUUGUCAGGAGACACUGGUGAGGUCCAUGGCUGUUGAAUGCCUUACUCCAGACAUAUGGCCCACCGUGGACCCUGGUACACACUGAACAUGUUCUGGAAGUAAAAUAAGAGAAGAUUGGUAGCACACUGUAGACUGAAAUACCACAGAGGUCCAGAGGACAUCUCUGUAUCGCACCUCUUUUGACCAUAGCAGCUGAAGUUGUUGAUAAAUUAGCUGGCAGCACGAUGCUACAUGCUCCUCCAAAAGAUUGCAUCCGGGACAAACUUGCAUUGGCUGCCACUGCCAUGUAUCAUAACUUGUUAGAGGCCCAAACUCAAAAUGCACACCGGCCUUGAGUCCACUGCUUCCAAAGAUUUUACAACACAUGGAAAUAACGAAGAGCUGAGAGCCAUAUGUGCCAAGGAGAAUGGCAAACAAAUGAGGUUUCUCCACUGAACAGCAUGCCAGCUGGGAAAGGUUAAUGUCCAUGGCUUUGGUGUCCUUCAUACUUUAGCUUUUUGUCCAAGCAAUGUUGCCAACGUGGGGCCUGCACAGGGCUCCUCACACAGUAUGUCCAUAGGACUCCAGUUCCUGUGAUUUUUCCAUCUUGCUGCCGGCCAUUUUCUAGUGUGAUGCGCUGGACCAGCAAUCAUUACUGUCUUGUUGAGCCCCCGUCACUUGAGAAUAAAAGUUGGUUUUGUUGAUGUCACGGACAAGCGCAUGUUACAGUGUUGUGUAAAGCAAAAGAGUGAAAUAAAGUGAUGGAGAACAAA
Messenger RNA from Erpetoichthys calabaricus (reedfish), 3605 nucleotides. It is a transcript of the gene scamp5a, whose product is annotated as secretory carrier membrane protein 5a. The transcript is spliced from 7 exons. The record is from RefSeq and is a predicted model, not a curated record. The coding region runs from base 461 to 1168 and encodes 235 amino acids. Gene Ontology annotation, biological process: protein transport. Gene Ontology annotation, cellular component: trans-Golgi network membrane; recycling endosome membrane. NCBI's taxonomy places the organism in Eukaryota, Metazoa, Chordata, Cladistia, Polypteriformes, Polypteridae.